GAAACAGUAGCCAAUCAGAGAGUCUGUUGCUCUAGAGUCCGUUCGUUUGAAACGGCAAAGCAAGCAUUUUCAAACUGACGGAAAACUACUCCAGAGAAGUGUGGUAGCCUGCAUAGAAAUUCAAUAAAACAGUAUACUUUUGUCUAGAUGUCCUCAGACGAAGAGGAACCGACCAGUCCUGUUCUGCCCAGGGACUCUGAUCGCGGCAGCUCAGUCUCCUCUGAGCUCCAGGAUGAGUAUGAGGAGCUUCUCCGCUAUGCCGUGGUCACCCCUAAGUUUGAGACACUGACCAGCGCACACUUGAAGCAUCUGAACACCUCAUAUCUGUCUGCAGAUGGUCGGACUUCACAUAGAAAAGAUGACAUCGAAUCACAGCGCCCAGCAGAUACUGCCACUGAAGCUAUAGAUGGGAGGCAUUCUAGCAGGAGCUUUAGAUCACAGGCCUCCCCCUUGAUUGUUGAGCCCUCCACACACUCAAGAGCAUCUCAUGCUGAGGAGAUGGCAGGUCGAUCAUAUAGCAGGGCCUCUGUACUCUCACACACACUCUCAGACAGGUUACCCACGACACCUCAAAGGUCUAGGUCAAACAGCCCAGAUCCUCUUGAGUCUGCUGUGACAGAGAUGUUUAUCUCAGAUGAGAACAUAAGCAGGAUGGAGAACAUUCUGGACACAUGGAGCAUCAACCUGAAGUCAAAUGUACUGAAUGAGCUCAGGAAGUGGAAGCUGGCGUUCAAGGAGCAACACAAGCUGGAGAUGAGGAAAGAGAGGGAGAGAUAUGCAGCCCAGACAUCUGGCCUGAAGUCAGAGCUAGAAAGCCUGAAGGGACUUCUACAAACCUACGAGACAUCCAACCAGAGAAAAGAUGAGGUGAUUGUAAACUUGAGCCAGGUGUUGGACAGACAAAAGGAAAAGCUUGAAAAAAUGAAGGCCUUUACCAACUGGAGACUUAGACACACUGAGGCUAAAGAAGAGGCUUUUGCUGCUCAAGCAGCACGGCAGCACUACAAUAUGCAACUGAAGAAGAAGGUGUGGUUAGGCUGGCAUUCUCUGGUCCAGAAACACUGGAAGGUCAGGGUGGAGCGAGCUUGCCGAGCAAGGGCUGAGGAGGUCUGCACCCGCCUGUCUGCGGAGUAUGAGGCCAAGUUGGCAGAGCACUGUGAGACUGUAGAGAGGACCCAGGCAGAGAUUCAGAGACUACGACUAGAGCGAGAACGCUAUGAGGAAUCAAUGAAAAAAGCCUUUAUGAGGGGCGUGUGUGCUCUCAACAUGGAGGCGCUCACCAUGUUUCACACCACAGAGGGACAACCAGAGGAACCUCCAGAGCAUCAGCAUGUAGAUGAGCCUGGCUCUGCUACACUGACUCAUCUUCAACCAUAUCCCAUUUCUUCUACACGGUUCAGUCCAGUCCACUUUGACCGCCUGGACCCUUCCCAUAGCGAAGUGGAGGAUAUGGUGGGCUCUGGAGCCCCUGUGUCCAGGGCAGAGAUACACCCUCCAACCACAAUGGUUCACAGCUCACUUGGGGGCACUGCAAGCUCCCACAAACAGGUCAGUGGUCGUGUCGUCACAGCCAGUCAACAAAAACCCUCAAAGACUGUAACAGCUCGUAUCACUGCGCGCACCGACGUUGGUAAGAUUGCACGCAGCAACCUCCAGGUGAUGGGUGUGGCUCCACCCAUGAGCUCUGUGGUAGUUGAACGCCAUCAUCCAGUUACACAGCUUACUGUCGGUCAGGCCACAGCUGCAAAGUUCCCUCACUCGUCCCAACAGGUCCGCAGCUCCACAAGAGGCAGAAGCCCCUCCAAAACACACACCAGCACAUGCCAUGUCCAUUCCAUUAAAGUAGUUGACUGACCACAUGCACGCUCAGAAAUUGCUCACAAAGUCUUGUUCACCUAGUCUAGAUUGAAAAUGUAGCACAUCCUAUGCAACAGUCAAUUUGCCCUUGCUAACUAGAUUUUAAGUGAACAUUUUAUUGCCAUUUUCAGCUUCAUUUAGCCAUGUGAAAGACAAAUUCCUAGCCAGUAGAAUUUUUCUCAGGGAAGGAUUAGAUAGACAUAGGUGUUAGGACAGCACAUGUACAUGUUUUUUAAUUAUUAGCAGUUGUAUAUUGAGUUUGAUUUCUAUAAAAAGUUGUACUUUAAAUUAUGCACACGUGAGAAUGUACUGAAAUGUGUAAAGCCACAUAUUUGAGAUAUUUUUGUUAUUAAUGCUUUCAGUUGAGGGAGACCAUCCACUUUAGUAAACCAAAGCCUUAUGUAAAUGAUCUGAGGCAUGAUUUCAUUUUGAAAAUAAAUUAUUUUACUGCUUU
Messenger RNA from Acanthopagrus latus (yellowfin seabream), 2311 nucleotides. RefSeq names its product POC5 centriolar protein homolog (Chlamydomonas) (gene poc5). Gene Ontology annotation, cellular component: centrosome. Bases 148 to 1854 code for a protein of 568 amino acids. The transcript is spliced from 13 exons. The record is from RefSeq and is a predicted model, not a curated record. NCBI's taxonomy places the organism in Eukaryota, Metazoa, Chordata, Actinopteri, Spariformes, Sparidae.